Scheffersomyces stipitis CBS 6054 is the source of this 5170-nucleotide messenger RNA. It is a transcript of the gene DNF1, whose product is annotated as aminophospholipid-translocating P4-type ATPase. Gene Ontology annotation, cellular component: plasma membrane. NCBI's taxonomy places the organism in Eukaryota, Fungi, Ascomycota, Pichiomycetes, Serinales, Debaryomycetaceae. Gene Ontology annotation, molecular function: ATP hydrolysis activity; magnesium ion binding; ATPase-coupled intramembrane lipid carrier activity. Gene Ontology annotation, biological process: phospholipid translocation. The transcript is spliced from 2 exons. The record is from RefSeq and is a predicted model, not a curated record. Bases 1 to 5010 code for a protein of 1669 amino acids.
AUGCCCGAGUCAGAAACUUCUCCCUUUCUGGACCCAGACGAGUCGUUCCAUUCAUCCAACGAUAACUCCCAAAAUGCUGCAACGACUCCAUCCAGAAAAGGAUCACUAAGAUUCGAACUUCCGGCUAACCAACAGACGCAUACACCGCCAUCUUCCUCGGCAUCUUCUCUGAAUCAUAACCAUAGUCAUAACCAUAAGAUAACGUCUCCGUUUUUGGAUCAGAACAAUAUCAUCAAAGAAGAUGAGGUGUUUCUGCAGCCACUUUCUCCAUUUGCCCAAGAAUCGUUCAACUUGUCUUCCACAUACAAAUCUGACGAAUCAGACGUAGUAUACGAUGUAGAUAUCACAGGCAGCGAAAAUGGCGUAGACAGAAAGGAAACAGUCAUGAAGAGAAACAGAUGGGGUACAACAAGAAAUAAGCACGGUAGACCCAAUAAGGAGCACGUGAGUAGAUCUAGAACCCUCAAGGGGUUAUUGGGAAGCAGAACCAACAGCGUAAGACAUAGAUCAGACUCCAUAAGGAAACCCAACACUAAUGACGAGGAUCCUGAGGGAGAUCUGUUCCAUGAUGUAGACGAGGAUGCUUCAGUGACUGCUUCAAACGAUCCAUUUGAUCCCAAAGAUCGUAAAGAUGAGAAGAGAUCUGUAGUAUUCAACAGAAUCUUACCAGAAGAGUUUUUGGAUCCGGAAUCGGGAAAACCGGAUACUGAUUAUCCUCGUAAUAAAAUUAGAACAACAAAGUAUACGCCGUUGAGUUUCCUUCCCAAAAACAUCACUCAUCAAUUCAUUCAUAACAUCGCCAACAUCUACUUUUUGACUUUGAUCAUUUUGGGAGCAUUUCAAAUCUUUGGGGUGCCCUCGCCAAUUCUCGCGGCUGUCCCUUUGAUUGUCAUUGUGUGUAUCACCGCUUUCAAGGAUGCCAUAGAAGACUCCCGAAGAACAGUAACGGACUUGGAAGUCAACAACCAAAUCACUCAUAUCUUAUCGCAGAAUGAAGAUAGUCAGUCUGGCUACGUUUACAAGAACAACAACGUGAACGAUGAGAAGGUCUCGUUAUGGAGACGAUUCAAGAAGAUGAACACACGUCUUGUGAUUCGUUUCUGGGGUGCUUCGAAACGUAAUUUAACCAAGGAAGGAAGAGCAAAUAAGGAACGUCAAAAGCGUAACCUAGAGCUUAACCGUAUAACCUCUAAUGCGCGUAAAUCAUUUGAUAGUGACAUUAUAGAACCAAGUCCCCGCAACUCGCUCAAUCCUACUGCCAGUGAAAAUCCCUUUUCCGACCAGUUAAGAAAGUCGUUCCAACAGCAAAGAAGAGAAGAACACCAGAGCAAAGAAAAGACUCUCAAGUUUGCCAAAAAGUACUGGAAGGACGUAAAAGUAGGUGACAUGCUCAGAAUAUACAACAAUGACGAGAUUCCAGCAGAUGUCAUCAUCCUAGCAACAAGCGACGCCGACAACUGCUGUUAUGUUGAAACAAAGAAUUUGGAUGGUGAAACGAAUUUGAAGGUUAGACAGGCAUUGAAGUAUAGCUCUGUAGAGCAAAAGAUUCAGAGGGCCGACGAUUUGAAGUCUCACGAUUUCCAGAUCGACAGUGAGGGUCCACACGCCAACUUGUAUUCAUACCAAGGAAACUUGAAGUAUUACGAUAGCAAUGGCAGCGGCGAAAAAGAAGAGCCUAUCACAAUCAAUAACAUCUUGUUGAGAGGCUGCUCAUUGAGAAACACCAAAUGGGUUAUUGGUAUUGUAGUUUUCACUGGUGAUGACACCAAGAUCAUGAUGAAUGCCGGUGUGACGCCUACUAAGCAGUCAAGAAUGUCCCGUGAGUUGAACUACUAUGUUGUGUUGAACUUUAUAUUGUUGUUUGUUAUCUGUUUUGUUUCUGGAUUAGUCAAUGGGCUCUGGUACAGAACCAGCGGAAACUCGCGAGAUUACUUUGAGUUUGGAACCAUUGCUGGCUCCCCUUUCAAGAACGGUUUGGUAGGGUUCUUUGUAGCUCUUAUUUUGUAUCAAUCGUUGGUUCCCAUUUCACUUUACAUCACUAUCGAAAUAAUCAAGACAGCUCAGGCUUUUUUCAUCUAUUCUGAUUUGGGAAUGUAUUACGAACGUCUUGAUUAUCCAUGCACACCAAAAUCGUGGAGUAUCUCUGAUGAUUUGGGUCAGAUUGAAUAUGUCUUUUCUGACAAGACUGGUACUUUGACGCAGAAUUUGAUGGAGUUCAAAAAAUGUACCAUCAACGGAGUCUCAUAUGGUAAAGCAUACACUGAGGCCUUAGCUGGUUUGAGAAAGAGACAAGGUGUAGAUGUAGAAACCGAAGCUACUGUAGAAAGAGAGUUGAUAGCUAAGGACAAAAUCGAAAUGAUUCAGUCUUUGCGGGACAUUUCUAGCUCUUCAGCCAAAUACGAAGACGAGCUUACAUUCACAUCUUCUGAGUUCGUACAUGAUUUACAGGGCGCAAGUGGAGAUGUGCAGAAGAAAUGUAACGAACAUUUCAUGUUGGCUCUUGCACUUUGUCAUUCUGUGUUGACAGAAGAAGACCCUAAGAAUCCAGGAAAGACACUCUUGAAAGCACAAUCUCCAGACGAAGCAGCCUUGGUUGGAACAGCCAGAUCUGUCGGAUAUAUUUUCAAAGGCGAAACCAAGAAGGGAUUAUUGAUAGAGAUCCAUGGGGAGACCAAGGAGUACCAGGUCUUGAACACAUUAGAAUUCAACUCUACCAGAAAGAGAAUGAGUGCCAUCAUCAAGAUUCCAGCCGAGGACCCAGAUGGAGAACCCAAGGCUUUGUUGUUGUGUAAAGGUGCUGAUUCCAUUAUCUAUGGUAGAUUAUCCAAGAACGGAAACAACAGAACGAUGUUGGACACUACUUCUAAGCAUUUGGAAGAGUACGCUACUGAAGGUUUGAGAACGUUGUGUAUUGCCCAGCGUGAAUUAUCUUGGAAACAAUACACUGAAUGGAGUAAACGUCACAAUGCUGCUGCCUCAUCUUUGGAUGAUAGAGAAGCCAAGAUGGAAGCUGUUGCUGAUUCCAUCGAACGAGAGUUGAUCUUGUUAGGUGGUACGGCUAUUGAAGACAGAUUGCAGGAUGGUGUUCCUGAGUCGAUUUCGAUUUUGGCUCAGGCCGGAAUCAAAUUGUGGGUUUUAACUGGUGACAAAGUUGAAACUGCUAUCAACAUCGGGUUCUCUUGUAACUUGUUAGGGAAUGAGAUGAAGUUGUUGGUCUUGAAAUCGAAAUACAACCGUCAUGAAAUUGCCGAAAACAUGAUAUCCAACUACGAUGCCAUGUCUGAAGACGAGAUUGUAAACUUCAUGAUCUCUCGUUACUUGGACAUGUACUUCCAGAUGUCAGGACUGGAAGAAGAGUUGGAAGCUGCUACCGAAAAUCACUCUCCUCCAGAUGAAGGCUUCGGUGUCGUCAUUGAUGGUGACGCAUUGAAGCUCGCUCUUCUCAAUCCUGACACCAAGAGAAAGUUCUUGUUGUUGUGCAAACAGUGUAAGGCAGUUUUAUGUUGCAGAGUUUCUCCUGCUCAAAAGGCUGCUGUAGUGAAAUUGGUCAAGGAUACAUUGGAUGUCAUGACUUUGGCUAUUGGUGAUGGAUCUAACGAUGUAGCCAUGAUACAGGCCGCCGAUGUUGGUGUUGGUAUAGCAGGUGAAGAAGGUAGACAGGCAGUGAUGUCCUCCGAUUAUGCCAUUGGGCAGUUCAGAUUCUUAGCCAGAUUGUUGUUGUCGCAUGGCAGAUGGUCCUACAAGCGGUUUGCUGAAAUGAUUCCUAGUUUCUUCUACAAGAACUUCAUCUUCAACAUCGCAUUGUUUUGGUAUGGUCUCUACAAUGAUUUCGACGGGUCAUAUCUUUUCGAAUUCACCUACUUGAUGUUCUAUAACUUGGCUUUCACCUCAUUGCCAGUUAUAUUUUUAGGUGUUUUCGACCAGGAUGUAUCUGCUAAAGUCUCGUUGUUGGUUCCCCAAAUCUACCGUACCGGUAUUCUCAGAUCAGAAUGGACUCAAAAGAAGUUUUGGUUCUACAUGGCAGAUGCUAUCUACCAGUCUGUUAUUUCCUACUUCUUCCCCUUCUUGUUGUACCGUAUUUCAUUCCAAGACCUGUCGGGUAAGCCUGUAGAUCACAGAUUUUGGAUGGGUGUGGUUGUAACAUGUAUUUCUUGCAUUUCGUGUAACUUAUACAUCUUGAUGCAUCAAUACAGAUGGGAUUGGCUCUCUACAUUGAUUAUUGCUAUCUCCAUUUUGAUUAUUUUCAUCUGGACCGGCUUAUGGACUGUCUCUACAUAUAGUGGAGAAUUCUACAAAGCAGCUCCACAGGUAUUUGGAGCGGCUUCAUUCUGGGCUUGUAUGUUUAUAGGUGUGUUGUGUUGUUUAUUGCCUCGGUUCUUGUUCGAUUUCAUUCGCAAGAUGUAUUGGCCAAAGGAUAUUGAUGUCAUCAGAGAAUGUGUUCAAAGAGGCGAUUUCGAUGCUUAUCCAUUCAAUUACGAUCCUACAGAUCCUAACAGGAUCAAGAUCAGCAACUACACAAGCGAUACAGUUAAGAGAAUGAGCGUUACAUCUUCAAAAGCCCCAAACCCUGGCAGCCCUUAUAAGAAGGCUACAGCCAAUUCUAGUUCUUCUGGUAGCGAUGUAGACCAUCAGAAAAGAGGAACCUUCCAGAAUGCGGAUGAUGAAGACACGAUGGUCAGCUACAACACUCAUGGAAACAGCGUAAGUCACAACUACAAGAGUAGUUCUACUCAGGCAGAAGCUGGAGGCAGUGGUGCACCUGUACAGCAGAGAAAAUCGAUUAUCGACCUUUUCAAGAGAAAGAACCAAGGAAUUAGUAGCACUUCGUUCUACGACAAUGGCUCAUUGAUAGACAAUUAUAAGAAUGGCAACCAGUCCACAGACGAAUUGUCAAACAUACACACUGAGGAAAUAGCAAUGCAAGACUUCAAUCGAAGUCAGGAGAGAGCAGCGAGAAUUUCAUCAGAGAACCGGAGGCUCUCCAAUCAGUACUCUACCCAUGGAAACUAAACUAUAGAAGAGAGUAUACGCGAGGUAGAGUUGUUGUGUCGGAUUGUUUCAUUUUAUUACUUUUUGUGCAUUAUUUGAAAUCCCAGGUUAGUAAAAUUGGAUUUUGUAUUUUUAAACUCGAGGGUAAAGUUUGUUUGUUAUUCAAUAUAUUUUUAUUAUG